AUCUAAAAAUAGAAGAUAUCUCCACAUAAUUCAUCACAAAUAGAAAGCUCCAGCUAGAUCGGAUCGAUUCCCCGGGAAGGAGACGAACAAAGCCAGAGUCUGAAAAUGGUCUGCUUGGCGUGCCUGUUGCCGCUCUUCCUCGUCCCAGUUGUGAACUUCUUGCCGCUUCUCUUCGAUUUCGUCAUGGCGAAGGUUUACAGAAUAUUUGGGAAGGAGUAUCAGAAACCUGCAAGAGUCCCUCCUGCUUGUCCUUAUAAACCUCCUGCCAAUAAAUCCGUUUCUAUGGAACCCUUUCCCGUCGAUCAAGAUACUAUCAAUGGAGAUGAUCAUGGCAAGAAGGCGUAAGUGUCGCCUGCAAUUCUUACAAUGUAUUUUGUUUCUGUAAGCUCUUACUUAAUAUGUUUAACACAAAUAAACACUGUUGCUGGUUAAGAUUACUCUCCUUUUUUUGUACAUGGGAGGGAAACUCCAAACCUUUUAUACUGGUUAUGAGUAGGCUUGGAAAAUGGGUCGUUUAUGUCGAUUAUGGAUAUGGUUUACUUGUGGUCAUGUAUCGUUUUGAUCAAUAUAUUUCUGAUCAGGUC
This is a messenger RNA of Cuscuta campestris, 584 nucleotides long. NCBI's taxonomy places the organism in Eukaryota, Viridiplantae, Streptophyta, Magnoliopsida, Solanales, Convolvulaceae. The record is from the annotation of a GenBank genome assembly.